Messenger RNA from Myxocyprinus asiaticus (Chinese sucker), 889 nucleotides. RefSeq lists its product as uncharacterized. Lineage: Eukaryota; Metazoa; Chordata; Actinopteri; Cypriniformes; Catostomidae. The transcript has 2 exons. Bases 10 to 867 code for a protein of 285 amino acids. The record is from RefSeq and is a predicted model, not a curated record.
CAACAGACAAUGGAUCAAAUUUUUUUGAAAGCCUUUCGUGUCUAUGGAGGUGAGAACAUACACGGCAACAACACAGAAAGUGCAACAGCAACCCCAUCAGAAGAUGAGGAUGAAUCUGACACUCAAGAUGAGGAGAAAUGUGAGGAGAUUGAAUAUGUUGAGGUUGCUGAAAUUCUAGCCAAGGAUGAUCUUGAAUUUCAUUUGCCCAAGAAUCAACGUUGUGCUUGCCAUCUUCUGAAUCUGGUUUCCACCGUGGAUGUUGACACUGCUCAAUCGGAUGAAACAUACAAAAGGUUAUCAAGAUCAUCCUUCUCCAAAUGUUGGGCCUUGUGGAACAAGAGUGGCCGGUCCAACAAAGCUGCAGAGAUGAUGGAAGAGGAAUAUAGUAUGCAGUUAAUUCGUCCAAAUGCCACACGAUGGAACUCUUUGUUUCUUUCAGUGGAGAGGAUCCUGAAGAUCAUGAAGGAAAAGGGAGAUAGUGCUUUCCGGAAUCUCUGUGCGGAAUUCAAAAUCCCUAUGUUCACUCCUGCAGAAAAGGCCUUUCUUGGGGAAUAUGUCACAGCUAUGGCCCCUGUUGCCAAAGCGAUUAAUAUCUUGCAGGGAGAAACCAAUGUGCACAUGGGCUGGCUUGUACCAACACUCAAUGUCAUGGUUUCCAAACUAAAACGAGCCAAGAUAUCCAUGAAACUCUGCAAGAGCCUGGUAGAUGCAAUCCUUGCAGGUGUGAACAAGCACUUCGAUGACAUGCUCAAUGAUCCUGAGCUGAUUGCGGCUGCAAUCCUGCUUCCAAAGUUUAAAACUUAUUGGACAACUGAUGCUGCCAUCCUCAAACUCGGUUUGUUGACACAGGCAUAUAAAACUAAAUGAAGAGCAGUGACAUGCUAAUUAG